This is a messenger RNA of Drosophila guanche, 1686 nucleotides long. Its product is annotated as cytochrome P450 4p1-like. Gene Ontology annotation, molecular function: heme binding; iron ion binding; monooxygenase activity. Lineage: Eukaryota; Metazoa; Arthropoda; Insecta; Diptera; Drosophilidae. The transcript is spliced from 9 exons. The record is from RefSeq and is a predicted model, not a curated record. The coding region runs from base 19 to 1572 and encodes 517 amino acids.
CUCGGAGGUUCUGGAAAUAUGAUUGUCGUCUUGUGGCUGACUGUGGCCCUGGCUGUGGUCGUGCACUGGCUCUAUCGGGUCAACAAGGACUACUAUAUAAUGGCCUUUUUCUCGCGGCGAGUCCGCACGAAGGAUGGCAGACCCGUGGAGAGCAUUGUGCCCGUGCCCAAAGGUCGCACAAUCUUCGCCAAUUGCUUCGAUAUGUACGGGAAAGAUCACGCUGGCGUGUUCAGCUACUCUCGCGAGCUGUCCAAGAGAAUGGGCGAAAGCUUUCUGCAGUAUGGCAUGGGGGUGCCUAUACUCAACAUUAUCGAUGCGGAGACCGCCGAGAAUGUACUCAAUCAUCCAAAGCUUAUAACCAAGGGAAUGGUGUACGACUUUCUGCAGCCGGCACUGAGAACUGGCCUCCUGACAUCCACAGAAAAGAAAUGGCACUCCCGUCGCAAGAUGCUGACACCCACAUUCCAUUUCAACAUACUAGGACAGUUCCAGGAGAUCUUUAGAACGGAAAGUCUCAAGUUUGUGCAGCAAUUUCAAGACCAAGACGAGAGCAUCGUCUCCCUGAGCGAUCUUAUUCCCAGAUUUACUCUGAACAGCAUUUGCGAGACUGCAAUGGGCGUGAAGCUGGAUGAAAUGGCCGAGAAGGGUGACAAAUACCGCGCGGGCAUUCACAUGAUCGAAAUGAGUUUUAUCCGUCGCUUGAGUAAUCCCCUCCUGUGGAACAAAACAAUAUACAAUUGGUUUGCUGCCAAGACAUACGAUUCGUUCCUCCAAGUGGUCCACGGCUUUUCCAGCGAGAUUAUUGCCAAACGGAGAAUACUCCUGGAAGAGGAACUGGAACAUAGGAGAGCUACGCAGACGGCAGAUGAUGACAUUUUUGUGACCAGGAAGAAGCGUUUUGCAAUGCUGGACACCUUGAUUUGUGCCGAGAAGGAUGGCCUCAUCGAUCAUGCUGGGAUAUGCGAGGAGGUGGACACUCUGAUGUUUGAGGGAUACGACACCACUUCCAUUGGUUUAAUCUUCAGCCUGAUGAACAUGUCCCUGUAUCCCGACAAGCAGGAGCUGUGCUUCAAGGAGAUCGAAGAGCACAUAGACGACAACUUUGACAAUCUGGACAACAAUCAGCUAAACAAACUGAAGUACCUGGAAUACUUUAUUAAGGAAACAAUGAGGCUGUUCCCCUCCGUUCCAAUCAUGGCUCGUCAGACUACUCAGGAGACGGAGCUGGCCAAUGGCCUCAUCCUUCCCGAGCGCUCCCAAAUCACAAUUCACGUCUUUGAUGUUCAUCGCAAUCCCAAGUACUGGGACUCUCCAGAUGAGUUCCGCCCGGAGCGUUUCUUGCCCGAGAACUGCCAGAAUCGUCAUACCUACGCUUACAUUCCCUUCAGUGCGGGCCAACGGAAUUGUAUUGGUCAAAAGUUUGCCAUGCAAGAGAUGAAAACUCUGAUUGUUGUCCUACUCAAGCAGUUCCGAAUUCUGCCACAGAUCGAUCCCAAAACAAUAGUUUUUAAUAUUGGAAUUACACUGCGGACACAGAACAACAUUAAAGUGAAGCUUGUGAGGCGAAAGUGAUGCGAAGUUUGCCUUUGUUAUAGGCUUUGGAUAAGAGUAGUAAAACAGCUGAUCAGCAUUAUAUAUGUACAUAAGAAAGCCUGCACUGAGUUAAUAAAUCAAACUUAUUGUAAA